This is a messenger RNA of Fomitopsis serialis, 934 nucleotides long. RefSeq lists its product as uncharacterized. The transcript is spliced from 3 exons. The record is from RefSeq and is a predicted model, not a curated record. Bases 4 to 900 code for a protein of 298 amino acids. NCBI's taxonomy places the organism in Eukaryota, Fungi, Basidiomycota, Agaricomycetes, Polyporales, Fomitopsidaceae.
GAUAUGUUCAGUCUACCCCAGCCAACCGACCAUUCGAAUGGACCUACGAAUAAUGGGUCUUCUGGAGAUACGAGUGCAGACUCGGAGUAUAAGGACGGGCUUCCGGUCAUCGUCGUUCAGGAACAAAGUUUCACCCUGGACAGACUGCUGCGCCUUUGCUAUCCCGUCCCGAAACUUCCACUUCACACCAUCGACAUCCUGUCACCAGUCCUCACUGCGGCCAUCAAAUCUGCGAACCUCGCCAGGAAGCUCCCCGUACGCACCUACUGCCUGGCCGUACACCAUGGGUUCGUGGAAGAGGCCGAGGAAGCUGCAAGGGCGACGUUGAAGCUCCCCCGGCGCAUGCUGUACACCUCCAUACCCGGAAUCCCGGAGCUGGACCUCGUUGACGGCAAGGCACCUCUUCUCCUGCUCGACUACCACCAGCGCUGCUCCGAUGCACUGUCUAGUCUCAGAGUGCGUCUACCGUUCUUAUCGCGUGAUUGGACGUGGUUCAAGUGCACCGCGGAGGGAGAUGUGUGCCCUUUGGGAGACCAUCAAUACAUAUUGGCCGAUGGAACGUCCGAAGAACCCGCCAAGUGGUGGUCAGAAUAUAUGCGGGCAGCAGUCGAUAAACUCGAGGAUACCCCGUCUAGCGAGGAGGUUCGAUCGGACACGCAAUUGUUUGAAACGGCACUCAAGAAAGCAUACGGAUGCGAAUCGUGCAGAGAAACUGCGCUGCAACAAAUGCGCAUCUUUACUGUGCGGUUGAUGGACUACAUUGAUACGCAAGUGUCCAAGAUCCCGCUGUCUUUACCUGACAAUUUACGCCCGGCAACGCGAGGUGAUCGUCGACGUCUUAAAACGCUGGCCGAAGAAAAGCUACGGUUUCAAUUAAAUGUUUAUCAAAUUCAUGUAUAACCGAGAAACAAUACUGGAUCCAUGCCGACUGACA